This is a messenger RNA of Belonocnema kinseyi, 1760 nucleotides long. RefSeq names its product E3 ubiquitin-protein ligase NRDP1 (gene elgi). Gene Ontology annotation, biological process: positive regulation of JNK cascade; tumor necrosis factor-mediated signaling pathway; protein K63-linked ubiquitination. Gene Ontology annotation, molecular function: ubiquitin protein ligase activity; metal ion binding. The record is from RefSeq and is a predicted model, not a curated record. Gene Ontology annotation, cellular component: plasma membrane signaling receptor complex. Lineage: Eukaryota; Metazoa; Arthropoda; Insecta; Hymenoptera; Cynipidae. The transcript has 3 exons. The coding region runs from base 255 to 1202 and encodes 315 amino acids.
UGUAUAGUAGUGUCAAUUUUAUGGUGAACUGUGGAGUGAACGUCGCGUGAAAGCGGAACGGCCUAUGAAAAAAAAAGUACAGUGUAGGUACUCAUAUCAAACUGGCUUUAUCUCAAAAAUCUUUCAAAAAUUGAGUAUUAAUUUUUAAAAACAAGUAAUUUACUCCUAAAACCUAAAGAAGGUAUACAAUCGUCGUUCACGGUUGAGUGUCAACUCCGUUAGGCAUAAGUUUUACAAGAGAGGAGGUGUGCGAAAUGGGUUUGGACUUGGAACGUUUCCAAGGAGACGUUGAUGAAGAACUCGUGUGCCCAAUAUGUUCCGGUGUUCUCGAGGAUCCUGUCCAGGCACUUGUGUGUGAGCACGCUUUUUGUCGAAACUGCAUUCAAGAAUGGAUCAGUCGUCAGCCAAUUUGUCCACUCGAUCGCACACCUAUUACUGGCACACAACUCAGACCGGCUCCGAGAAUCCUUAGAAAUUUACUCGCCCGUUUGUGCGUCAAUUGCGAUAACUUAGUUCACGGUUGUCAGUCGAUCAUCAAACUGGACAGUCUAGCUUCACACCUCGAAGAAUGUGAAUUCAACCCUAAGCGACUAAUUCCCUGCGAACAAGGAUGUAGUCUUAUAAUCCCAAAAGACGAAAUAAAAAAUCACAAUUGCAUCCGAGAGUUGAGAAAUCUAAUACAGUCACAACGACAGAAACUUUCCGAUGUGAAGAGAGAAUUGAGUGAACAGCAGUUUCAAAUAAACGAGCAGAAACGAGAAAUUCAGCUUCUCAAGGAGUUUAUGAAGGCUAUCAGGAUCUCAAAUCCUUUGAUGAGAACUAUCGCUGACCAAAUGGAACGGGACGAAAUCAUUCGAUGGGCUGGUUCCCUUCCCAGAGCAAGGGUCACUCGCUGGGGAGGAAUGAUUUCCACUCCUGAUGAAUUAUUACAAACUUUAAUUAAAAGAACCCUAUCGGAAAUAAAUUGUCCAUCUCACGUGAUCAACGAACUCAUGGAGAAUUGUCACGAAAGGAAAUGGCCUCCAGGACUGAAUUCUCUCGAAACAAGACAGAACUCUAGGCGACUUUACGAAAAUUACGUUUGCAAGAGGAUUCCCGGGAAACAGGCGGUAUUAGUUUUACAUUGCGAUAAUAUGCAUAUGCCGGAAGACAUGAUUGUCGAGCCAGGAUUAGUCAUGAUUUUCGCACACGGUAUUGAAUGAAAAUAAUACAUUCAUACAUACUAGGAAGGCCAAAAAUUCAAUGUUGUUUUCUUAAGAAUCACCCAGGAAUUGUAGGAAAAUAUUUUUUAAUUGAAUUUUCUAUAAAUAAAUUAUGCAAUCGUUGUUAAUAAUUUCUGAUUUAGAAAUUGUGAAGGGUGUUUCUUAAGGAAAAAAUUUUGUUUUUUCAUAGACCAAGCUAUUGUAUAUUUUUAUAAUCAAUGUGAAUCGGUAUGGAACGCCAAUCAUUUGUAAAACAUACACCAUCAUCAUCAAAUCAUCAACAUGAAUAUCGACAACAGCCACUCGAACUGCGAAAGUUGUUAUUUUUUUUACCUUAGAUUUUAAAAGAAUUUUAAUUGCACUUUUAGAUGUAAAGAGCGACAUUUGACACGUGAGAUACUUUUUAAUUUAAUCGAGAGUGGACAACCAUCACUCGACUAGUAGCACGAUGUUGUCUGUCUCCGUUUUAGUUUUAACGAAACUUGUGAUAACUACCUGAAUUUUCACUUUAUAAAGUGAUGCGUAAUAUCCAGAUGAAUUAAAGUUGUAAAGACUUCA